AUGUUCGUUCUUUGUGCACGGGCGAGGACCUUGGAGGUGCCAAUACCCCCCGCCAGCAUCGAAUCAAAAUGGCGCCAUUACCAUGACGACGAUUGCAGAAAAUCUCGGAAAUCGGGCCAAAUUGUUGGCACUAACUUCCCUCAAAAAGAGGACCCUCCGAACUCUUCAAGUCUCGAACUCUUAAACUCUCCGAGUGCCAGCAAUAACAGCUCUCAGUGGGGAGUGGAUUAUCGGGCAACCCCCAGCAAAGUGGCAUUUCUCGUUUGCCCCGCUCCUGGCCCACAGCUACCUGCGGUUCGCAGUUCAGCGGACAUUUCCAUCAUGGCGAGCCAUGGCAUGGAACGUCUCUGCGUACGAGUUUCGGCAAACCGCCGUCUGCCGUCGAAGCGAGGUCAAUUCAUUUCUCAUAAUUCUGCGCCGGAAAAAGGGUAG
Histoplasma capsulatum G186AR is the source of this 432-nucleotide messenger RNA. RefSeq lists its product as uncharacterized. The record is from RefSeq and is a predicted model, not a curated record. Bases 1 to 432 code for a protein of 143 amino acids. Lineage: Eukaryota; Fungi; Ascomycota; Eurotiomycetes; Onygenales; Ajellomycetaceae. The transcript is spliced from 3 exons.